UAAGAAGCUCUUAUGGGACCUCUGCCAGCAACAUGUUCAAGAUAAUCCAGAGGGCUGUGGGGCCGGCCAGCCUGAGUCUGCUCACCUUCAAAGUUUAUGCGUCACCUAAAAAGGACUCACCUCACAAAGCUUCUGUGAAGGUUAAUGAGCUUUCACUCUACUCCGUUCCCGAGGGUCAGUCUAAAUAUGUGGAAGAGCCAAGGACCCCACUUGAGGAAAGCAUUUCACAUCUCCGACAUUAUUGCGAGCCGUAUACAAGUUGGUGUCAGGAAACGUACUCCCAAACUAAGCCCAAGAUGCAGAGCUUGGUUCAAUGGGGGUUAGGCAGCUAUGACUAUCUCCAAAAUGCACCUCCUGGAUUUUUUCCAAGACUUGGUGUUAUCGGUUUUGCUGGCAUUGUCGGACUUCUUUUGGCUAGAGGCUCAAAAAUAAAGAAGCUGGUAUAUCCGCCUGGAUUCAUGGGACUUGCUGCUUCUCUUUAUUACCCACAACAAGCCAUCGUAUUUGUCCAGGUCAGUGGGGAGAAAUUAUAUGUCUGGGGUUUACGAGGAUACAUAGUCAUAGAAGAUUUGUGGAAGGAGAACUUUCAAAAGCCAGGAAAUGUGAAGAAUUCACCCGGAAAUAAAUAGAAUGCUGCAUGCUCUGCCCAUUUUAAUCAGUUAUAGGUAAAUAUUGGAAACUCCAUGCAGUAAACCAAUAUUUCUACAGAAAAAUGGCAGAGAAGUCAGUACCGAAUGUAGUAAAUUGGCUUUCUUCUUCAGGAUAAACUAUGCUAGGCUUCUUUGUUAUCUUGGGUGAUACCAUAUUACAAGUGGACUAAUCGGAAAUCCUUUCACCUAGAGAGAAUGUCUAGCCUUAGAACUUGUUCUCAUGUUGCUAUUUAUGUACAUAAUUAAAA
Mustela lutreola (European mink) is the source of this 898-nucleotide messenger RNA. RefSeq names its product MICOS complex subunit MIC26-like. The coding region runs from base 33 to 629 and encodes 198 amino acids. The record is from RefSeq and is a predicted model, not a curated record. The transcript has a single exon. Gene Ontology annotation, biological process: cristae formation. Lineage: Eukaryota; Metazoa; Chordata; Mammalia; Carnivora; Mustelidae. Gene Ontology annotation, cellular component: MICOS complex.